CUUUGCCUGGUUGACCAAAAGGAUGAGGUUCGGUUUGGUUGACGACGACUUUUAUGCCGUGAAACCUGGGGAUUACAUUCAGGCUGGGAGUCCAAAAAAGUCUCUCCAAAGUGAUAGUGUAAAUGGUAGAGAUGCCUCCUCCGAACCACCACGCCAAGUAUUCGACAAUGGAUGUACUACAAGGCAGUCCAUGCUUGAAGGGAUUGCUGUUGCCACUCCUAAAAGGAUAGACUCGUCACUAGAUUUGGAGCAAUUGGAGAGCUCUUUCAGCCCUGGAAAGUCCCCUUCAAAGAGAGCGAGUCAACACAACCAACAAACAAACGGAAAUGCAGAAGACCUUCGGGAAGUUGCGCGAGCAUAUGAGCGCUUCCUUUACGAUUAUAAGCGACAGCAACGUUCGCCGCUCUCAGCGGCAAAUCAACUCAAAUUUCUAGCAGAGUCUGAGCGAGCUUCACAAGAAAGUAUGAAUGAGUAUUAUCGGCGGAAGCUAGAAGUGGAAGGACCAUGGGUAUCAGAUACGCAAAAGGAAUUGCAACAACUUUGCCAAUACUAUAAGCGCAUUGCGGACCAAAAGGACUCGGAGGCCCAAAAGAGGAUACAGGAGCUUAGAAGAGAGUUUCAUGAGGCAAAUCUCAGAGAUCAGCAAUCUAUUGAGGUUGCACUACGAAAGAUUGAGGAAAUAGAACGAAGGGAAGCGUUGCAACGGCAGGAGGAAGAGCGUAAGCGAGCGGAAAAGGCCAAGGAGGAAGAGGAGCGGAGGAAAGCUGCAGAAGCAAAAGCUCAAGCGGCGAGAGAGCAGGAGGCGAGGGACAAAGCAGCCAGGGAACAAGAGGCAAAGGACAGAGUAGCCAGGGAGGAAGCAGCAAAACAGAGAGCUGCCCAGGAACAGGCGGUGAAAGCACAAGCAGCGGAGGAGCAGCAAGCUCAACGGGCGGCGAAAUCUGUACAGUCCAAAUCGUGGCCGGACAAGCUCUUUGACACAGCUCAAGCGCGCUUGGCCAUCAUUCACAUCAUCAAGAAGCAGGUCAAACCCCAAAUGGGCACCAACCCGACUCUCAUGCAGUCAAUAUUUCGAACAAAAAUGACCAUUACUCAAAAAAUCGGCCAAAUUAUGAGCAGCGAAAAGAAAGUCAUUGAGAUUGGUCGGGCUCUCGAUACCGUCUUGAAGAAUGCGAAGAGUGCGUCUCAGGAGGAGUAUGCUAUUUGCAUGGAUCUCCUUGCUAAGAGCGUAGUGAAACAAGCGGAAAGCGAGAUCGCGGUCAAAACAGACUCGGCAUUUCCCCUCGCCAUUCUGUGCAUCAUGAUCUACCGACAACAUACGGAAUUCUUGGAUGUACUUUUAGGCCGGUUCAUCAAGAGAUGUCCAUACAUCGUGCCAUUAUACCCUCCACGAUUUGAGAGCGAUACGGAUGAUGACUUCCGCAAACGGCUGGGAUAUAGAGAAAUCGACGACGACGUAUGGGAGGAUGAAAUACAGUACACAGAGCGAAUGUGCGGACUUAUUGCUAUUUAUGCUGCCAUUGUGCAAACGACAAUCAUACCCAACGACUACGGACUACAAAAUGGUUUAAAUUGGCUCUUCCUUAUUCUUAGUAUCGAACCUCGUCGGAUCAGUCCUUUUCUUAUACUGAGAUUUUUGGAGAUUGCAGGCCACGAGCUUUUGAAGCAAUAUCGUCCUCAAACUGAGGAAGCGUUGACGUUCUUACGGAACGAAUUCGUUCCCAAAAUUCCCGCAAAAGCCAUCGCCGGCACCACCCGCCUACAGAUAUUCUUGGACUCUGUAUUCGAAAAGGGUGCCAUCCCACCACCGGAGGGAAGAUCACUAGGGAAUUGAGCAAUCUUCGUCUUCUGACAUGCUGUACAAUAUGCGCACGGAUUGAUCUGCUACUUGUAUAUAUUCGGGGAGGUAUUUUGGAGACCGGUAAAUAGAAGGGGCGAUACCUUACAUGGAACUGUGAUCAAUAAUAACUUUUAUUGUUUAAUUAUAUGUGACAUCGUAGCGGAC
Molecule: messenger RNA, 2005 nt
Organism: Spizellomyces punctatus DAOM BR117
Lineage: Eukaryota; Fungi; Chytridiomycota; Chytridiomycetes; Spizellomycetales; Spizellomycetaceae
Exons: 11
Coding region: 23-1834 (603 amino acids)
Biological process (GO): regulation of translational termination; poly(A)+ mRNA export from nucleus; regulation of translational initiation
Cellular component (GO): nuclear pore; cytoplasm; nuclear pore cytoplasmic filaments
Molecular function (GO): translation initiation factor binding; phospholipid binding; inositol hexakisphosphate binding
Source: RefSeq, a predicted model, not a curated record